UCCAUCGAGAAGAUCAGUUGUGCUCGGUACCAUUUGUUCAUGCGCCGCAGUUUCUGGGUGAAGAUGAAUGCCAAUCCAGCCGCGCCCAUCUUGCUCCUCCUGCUCCUUGUUGGAUGCCACGCCUUCUCCGCACACGGUGAUGACGCCGAGGGAUCGGGCGGCGGUCGCCGUGAGCUGGGCGACGGCGGCGGCAGCGGCAGCAAGGCUCAGGUCGCCGGGUUGUGCGUCGACAGCCCGUGCGACGCGGACCCCAACCGGACGUGCUUCUGCUGCACGAGGCUGGCCAACGAGCCCUGCUACGACACGCUGAGGCAGUGCUUCAGCGUCUGCCCCAACUGUAACUUCCCCGUCUGCCCGCCGGCGGCGGCCUCGGCGGGCCGGCGUACUCGGUUCGUGUUAGCUCCGGCGUCGGCGUGAUCUGUGUGCCGGCGAUGGUUAGCUAGUAAUGAUUGAUGUCACGAGGCAUCCAGAAUGCAGAGGAUGGGAAAUCAUAUCAUGUCUAACCGUGUAAGCGUGGAGUUAAUUAUAAAUCGACAGCGUCUUCUUUUCGUGAA
This is a messenger RNA of Triticum dicoccoides, 554 nucleotides long. RefSeq lists its product as uncharacterized. The record is from RefSeq and is a predicted model, not a curated record. Bases 40 to 417 code for a protein of 125 amino acids. The transcript is spliced from 2 exons. NCBI's taxonomy places the organism in Eukaryota, Viridiplantae, Streptophyta, Magnoliopsida, Poales, Poaceae.